Parathielavia appendiculata is the source of this 611-nucleotide messenger RNA. RefSeq lists its product as uncharacterized. The transcript has a single exon. The record is from RefSeq and is a predicted model, not a curated record. Bases 55 to 396 code for a protein of 113 amino acids. NCBI's taxonomy places the organism in Eukaryota, Fungi, Ascomycota, Sordariomycetes, Sordariales, Chaetomiaceae.
UUACAAGGCAAGGAUGAACUCCUGAAGGAGAUCACGUGCAAUGGACGAUGGUCCAUGCUUUGCUGUGGCCUAGUUCCAGCUUGGUCUGGCUCUUCCACAGUUUCCUGUCCCAGUUCCUCGUCAACAACCCCCAUGAUACCUCCACCUUCGACAACGCGCACCGCAUCUCGGGACGCUUCGCCGCAGCUCAGCGUUGGCGGCAAACCACUGGUACCUCUAGCGAUCCAUGCUGCAGCUUAUUGCCGCCGUUACCGUUCUCCGGACACCAUCAAUUGCCAGCAUGAUGGGUUUCGUCAGCUUCGGGAUGCGGGGCUAACAAGCAUAUCGGUCGGAGUCCACCAUCGUCCGCUGAGAAAACGUCGACACCGGCUCCGAAAGGGUAUUAAAAAGGAUUAAAAUCGUGGAAUUUAUGUUUUUGACGACCUUUUUUUCACUUCUUUUUUUUUUCCCAUUUCUUUUUUUUUUUUUUUUUGGAGGGAGACAUACAGCCCGGUCGCAGCUAGCCCAAUGGCUGGAAGCACGCUCCUGCGCAAAGACUGCCCAUCGCCGGCAAUGCGCGUCGCCAGAUAUCGCCAGAAUUUCCGACUGCUGUACGCCCGUCGUUCUGACUC